This is a messenger RNA of Suillus bovinus, 1119 nucleotides long. Its product is annotated as NADP-dependent oxidoreductase domain-containing protein. Lineage: Eukaryota; Fungi; Basidiomycota; Agaricomycetes; Boletales; Suillaceae. The record is from RefSeq and is a predicted model, not a curated record. The transcript is spliced from 12 exons. Gene Ontology annotation, molecular function: aldose reductase (NADPH) activity. Gene Ontology annotation, cellular component: cytosol. Bases 1 to 1119 code for a protein of 372 amino acids.
AUGUCAUUCUCACAGAAAUACCAUCCACUCCCAACAGUCGAUAAGGACGCUGGAGAGCAGGAAUCUCUGCAACGCAGGGACCCUCGCAAAAGGAGAUCUCUCCUCGUCAUCGUUGUCAUCAUAAUCAUGUUUACUUCACUCCCUUUUGUACAUAUGAUCAGGUCCAGGGGGCUCUGGGGUGCUUGUCAUGGCUCGCAGCGUAACUCUUCUACAUUGGCAAAGCUGCCUUCUCACUACACCUUACCAUCGGGUGAUAAUAUUCCCUCAGUUGCAUUGGGUGUAUGGCAGGCUGGCAAGGGGGAAGUCGGAAACGCUGUGAAAACCGCUUUGACAGCAGGGUAUAGACACAUCGAUGGAGCCUGGAUUUAUCGUAACGAGGAAGAAGUUGGUCAAGCUCUUAAAGCAAGUUCUGUACCUCGUGAAGAACUUUGGCUCACGUCAAAGCUUUGGAACACUUUUCACGCACCUGAGGACAUUGAGACUGCGCUAGACCAAUCGCUUUCCAUGCUCGGUACCGACUAUCUCGACUUGUACUUGAUUCAUUGGCCUGUUGCAUUUAAGACGGGCACUACCAUUUUGGAUGAGGAUCUUACUGCCGAUCCAUAUCCUACUUGGCAGAAGCUCGAAGAACUUGUUGACAAGGGUAAAAUAAGGAACAUCGGUAUCAGCAACUUCAAUAUCAGAAGGAUCCAGAAUUUGACCGCAAACAAUCUGAAGUACCAGCCAGCUGUCAAUCAAGUCGAGCUCAACUUUUGGAACCCUCAACCCGAACUAUUGAAGUGGUCAAAGGAGAACGGGCUUCUUCUCGAGGCGUACUCUCCACUUGGUAGCGACAAGCAAGUCGGAAAGUCUCUUUCUGUCCCUGAGGUAAAGAGCAUCGCAUCCCAACUUGGAAUCACCCCGGCUCAGGUGAUUAUCUCGUGGAGCGUCCAGCGCGGUACGAUCGUCCUACCGAAGAGCGUAACACCUUCUCGCAUCGCAGAGAACCUUGAAGUAUUCGAACUCCCACAGGAAGACUUUGAGAGGUUGGAGAAAGCAGCAACUUCGCACACUCCGCAGAGAGUGGUCAACCCGAGCGCGGGUUGGAAGUUGCCUUUCGAUGUAUUUGAUGGGCAGUGA